GACACAGUGCUCGUCGUUCGUUCUGGAAACCCUUGCCGCCCAACCACCCCCCACACCCCCAGUAACAGUUGAGGCAGCGGCGGCAGCACGCCCCGACACCCUCCCCUCCGGCCGACUCCAUCCGUCCGCCGCCGCACCCCUUUGUAAUGCCCGGCGAGGUUGUUCCUUGAGCUGACGCUAGCUAGGCUACGACCGGAGCUGGCUGAGACAAUGGAAGAUGCGGGCAUGAAGUUCGUCCUCGACGUUGUUGACAGGUUUCCCCUGCUGAGGAUUUCACGGACAGCCGAAUCCGGUUCCUCUGGUUUUGUUAGCGAAUGGAGGAGCAGGAGCGCGUGGUCUAGGCUGAUUCCAAUCCUGGCUCUGAAUGUGGUCAGUAGAUCGGCGGCGACUGCAGCAAUGCUGCUCGUGCUGGCGUUCGCCAACGGCACGAGACCUCUCAGACGAGGUCCACGCAAUCUACUUACAUAGUCAAUCCCCAGGCCCCUGGAUGGACAAAAAGGUUAAGACUGGGUAGUGCGCCACCAGACCGGAGUCCAUGUCCAUCCAGAAUGAGUGCUUUGGAGCAGUCAAUUCAAAAAUACACGGAGGGACCAACAAAAAGUGUAAUAAGACCUGAACUAGGAUUGAGUUUUGAUUCGUUGGGCGAAGCAUACGACUUCUACAAUCUGUAUUCGUGGGAAUUGGCUUUGGUAUUAGAUAUGGCAAGAGCCGGUUGUAUGCAGACAAAACUAAAUGGAUGCAGGAGAUCGUCUAUGCUUGUUCGGGAAAGCCAGAGACGGAGAAUAGCAGGUCGUGCAUGUGCGAGUGUCCAGCCUUGAUUAGGUUGCUACACGCUUCGGAUAACAGUUGGUACGUGAAAGCCACAACCACUCCAUGUUACUGACGAUGGUCGAGAAGAUGCACUGGCCCUCACACAAGCAUAUUGAUGUGUACACUAAGGAUUUGAUAUAGCAGCUGAUGGAGAAUAAUGUGAAUCUUGGUAAGGUGUACAGCAUAAUUGGCAGCUUUUUCUGAUCAGUCGAGAAAGUGCCAUUUACAAAAGGACUCUAAGGAACAUUUACAGGGAGAUAAGCCGUAAGCAGGCAGAGGAUGAUGUCCGGAAGACUUUGGAGGUGUUUGCGGACAUUAUUAAUGGUGAUCCCGGUUUUACAUACAAAGUUCUGGCAAAAAAAGUAGCAAAGUGAAAACUGAAAAACCUCAUGUGGACAAAUGGGAGCAGCACAAUGCAGUACAAGUUCUUUGGAGAAGUCGUAACUUUUGACACCACUUACAGGACAAACCUCUACGACAUGCCUUUUGGACUUUUUUUGUUGGGGUGAACAAUCAUUUUCAGAGUAUAAUUCUUGCUGGUGUCUUGAUGAGGGAUGAAGAAGAAGAGAGUUUGGAAUGGGUGUUCUCGGAGUUCAUGCGGAUGAUGGGAGGACCUGCUCCAAGGACUAUUCUGACAGACCAAAACCGAGCCAUGGAAUUGGCCAUAAAGAAGAUUUACCCAAGCACCGUGCACAGGUGGUGCAAAUGGCAUGUCCUGAAGAAAGCAAAAGAGACGUUAGGGCCGUUGUAUACGGAGAAAUCUGAUUUUCAGGAUGAGUUCCACAAGGUUGUGAAACACAUGUUAACCAUAGAUGAGUUCGAGGCAGCAUGGGGUAUUUUGUUAGAUAAAUACAAUUUGAGGAAACAUACAUACAUGACACAGUUGUAUGAGAUUAGAGAAAAGUGGGCGAAGCUGUACUUCAAGGGGGUUUUCUGCGCCAAGAUGACGAGCACUCAACGCAGCGAAAGUGUGAAUCACAUGCUGAAGACCUACAUGCCACCAUUGAGUCCAAUGCGCAUUUUUGUGAGGCAGUACAUGAGGCUGCAGUUUGAUCGAGAGCGAGAGGAGAGCUAUGAGGAGCAGAGGACAAUGAUAGGUGGAGCAGUGAGGACUAAUUUGGCGAUACAGCAGCAUGCAAGUAGGAUAUACACAAGAGCGAUGUUAGAAGAGUUCGGGCGCCUACUAAUCGAAACUACUGCCUAUAAUGUCACCGAAAUAGAGAAGAUGAGGAAAUAUCUUACAGUCCACAACAAUGCAGCCAAGAGAGAAAAAUGGAGCAGGGUUGAGUAUAAAGUGAACAUAAAUGAUGACCAAUCAGAGUUUACAUGUGAAUGUGGUCAGUUUGAGCACACUGGGAUGUUGUGCAGCCAUGUUCGGAGGGUGAAGGAAAUACUUCAUCUCGAAGAGAUCCCUGCUAAGCAUAUAGUGAAGCGGUGGACAAAGGACGCGAGGGACAUAUACUGCCGCAACACCUGGUUCAGUAUCAGAGAGACAACUCAGUUAACAUGUCCUUUACCUGUAGGCACUCGAAGCUGUACCUGAAAGCCAUGGAGGUGGCGAGGAUGGGUGAUGCGAGUGCGGCAGCGUACGAUCACAUAUAUGAAGGUCUAGACGCCCUGCUGGUGAGUGGUGCACCUUUUGCCAAGAAGAGGGGCGGCUUGGGUUUCGAGGACCGAAUGGCUGGCUUAACUCCUGGUACAUUGCCUGGCAAUGGUGAGAUAGCAUAUGUGGGUGGCGAUGGUGCUGAAAAAUGCGUUAGUGCUGGAAACUUUGUUAGUGUGAAUGGUCCACACGGUUUAACAGCACCAGAUAAGCAGAGGGGAGUUGGAAGACCAACAAAUAGUAGAAAAAAAGGCACCGUAUGAGGGGCUCAGUAGACGAACCAGAUUCUGCAGUAUAUGCAGACAUGAAAUGCACAAACGAACUACAUGCCCUGAGAGAGGGAUGCAAGAAUUGUGGUAUGGAAGGGCACCAGCCGACCACAUGCACAAGGCUUUUGGUUGUUGCUGAGAAAUGAGGACUGAAAAUUAUGUAAUCUGUAUUGAACUAGUUCGGAGUGUUUUCUGGUGUGUUUAUGAGAGUUUUGAUCCACGCUUGUCCUCGAUUUUGAGAGGAGCGAUGAUGACUGUGCUGAUGAAAAAAAAAACCUUCUACUUGUGUAAUAUGAUGUUUCCUUAAUUUAUGAAAUGGAACUGCUUUCUUGAA
Messenger RNA from Aegilops tauschii subsp. strangulata, 3016 nucleotides. RefSeq names its product protein FAR1-RELATED SEQUENCE 5-like. The record is from RefSeq and is a predicted model, not a curated record. Lineage: Eukaryota; Viridiplantae; Streptophyta; Magnoliopsida; Poales; Poaceae. Gene Ontology annotation, biological process: regulation of DNA-templated transcription. Gene Ontology annotation, molecular function: zinc ion binding.